Molecule: messenger RNA, 5349 nt
Organism: Lampris incognitus (smalleye Pacific opah)
Lineage: Eukaryota; Metazoa; Chordata; Actinopteri; Lampriformes; Lampridae
Gene: kdm4ab
Product: lysine (K)-specific demethylase 4A, genome duplicate b
Exons: 22
Coding region: 157-3594 (1145 amino acids)
Biological process (GO): chromatin remodeling
Cellular component (GO): nucleus
Molecular function (GO): histone H3K9 demethylase activity; histone H3K36 demethylase activity
Source: RefSeq, a predicted model, not a curated record
UUAAAUUGUAGCGAACCGAUCACAGACAGUAGUUAUAAAUGUGUCUUGUUCCUUUCCAAACUCCAGUUACUUUCCUUUCGAUAUCAGGACAUCGGUGUCUUAAGGCACGACUGCUGAAUCAGUUUGGUGGAGUUGGGGCAGCCAUUGAGGUGUGGGAUGGCGUCAGACUUGGGUGCCCAAAACCCCAGCUCCAAGGGGAUCAUGACCUUUUACCCUACUGUUGAGGAGUUCAAGAAUUUCACCUGUUACAUUGCUUACAUGGAGUCCCAAGGAGCACACAAAGCAGGCUUGGCAAAAAUCGUUCCACCAAAGGAAUGGAAGCCCAGGCGUUCCUAUGACGAUAUAGAUGAUCUGGUGAUACCAGCACCAAUUCAGCAGGUGGUGACGGGCCAGUCAGGUCUGUUCACACAGUACAACAUCCAGAAAAAAGCUAUGACCGUCAAGGAGUUCCGCAAGAUUGCCAACAGUGACAAGUUUUGCAGCCCUCACUAUGAUGACUUUGAAGAGUUAGAGAGGAAGUACUGGAAGAAUGUGACAUUUAACCCUCCCAUCUAUGGGGCAGAUGUCAAUGGAACUCUCUAUGACCCUGAUGUGAAAGAUUGGAAUAUUUGUCACCUGGAUACUAUUCUGGACACUGUGGAAUGUGAAAGUGGCAUCACCAUUGAGGGUGUAAAUACACCCUACUUGUACUUUGGCAUGUGGAAGACCACGUUUGCUUGGCACACUGAAGACAUGGACCUUUACAGCAUCAACUACUUGCACUUUGGAGAACCGAAGUCCUGGUACUGUGUUCCUCCAGAGCACGGAAAGAGAAUGGAACGUUUGGCUAAGGGUUUCUUUCCUGGCAGUGCCCAAAAUUGUGAGGCUUUCCUGAGGCAUAAAAUGACUCUCAUCUCUCCCUCCAUAUUAAAGAAAUAUGGCAUUCCAUUUGAAAAGAUUACCCAGGAGGCAGGACAGUUCAUGGUGACCUUCCCCUAUGCCUAUCAUGCUGGUUUUAACCACGGUUUCAACUGUGCAGAGUCCACCAAUUUUGCCACUCAGCGGUGGAUUGAGUAUGGCAAGCAAGCAGUUUUGUGUUCAUGCCGUAAAGACAUGGUAAAAAUUUCCAUGGACGUGUUUGUGAAGAAAUUCCAGCCUGAACGUUAUGAACAGUGGCUGGCAGGGCGAGACACAGCACCCAUCAACCACUCACAACCUACCCCCGAGGCUAAAGAGUUCCUGAGGGAGGGAUUUAAUGAUAGCAGCGUCUACCUUGAAUCACAGGAGAGAUGUGUGGAAGAGGGAGAAAGAAAGAGCCCUAAACAGAGGAUAGAGACCAAGAGACACAGAGUAUGUCUAGAGGUGCCUCAAGAGGUAGUGCCUAAGGAUGAAGAGGAAGAAGAAAAGCAGUAUGGAAAGCGGCCAAGGUUAAGCCUAAUGCCUCCACGUACUGCAUCACCAGAAUGCAGAAGAAAUAAGGGACCACCAAAGUUAGUUGUCACACCAACCAAACUAAUGUUGAUGGAUCCCUUCCACAAAAGCUUCAUUCAAGGCAACAGUAACACAAGCCGUCCUCCUCAUUACGCCAAGACCCGUGCGCCUGCCAUCUUGUCCCAGUCCCAGCACAGAAAUGGGCAUCUUUCAACAAUGACACCCACUUGGCCUGAAGCCAUAGUCCAGCCUACCCGCAAAAUGGGGGUAGCCAGCCUGCUCUUUCAUAAGACUCUGAGCCCAAAAGAUGCCCUUCAGGUGCAAAGCUACUCUCUGGAGAAGCAGCAGAUACAGCAGCCUCACACACAGCUCCAGGUGCAUAGCUAUGCCAGAGAGCACCAACCUCGCUAUCUCCAGCCGAAGACCAAUGCUCUGACACACACAUGGAUACAGCCCCAGGUAUCAAACCAUGAGAGCACUGGGCCAGAGCCAGAGUCCAAUAAUAUUCUUACCAAAGUAGAGCAGAACCAGAUCAAAGUACCCAGUCCUGGAAAGCAGCAGCAGGAAGAGCAGAAGGAAUGGCCCCUAAAAGUGUCCAUACCAGUCGAGGCUCAAGAAGAGGGUCAGAGGUCAAAAGCUGAGGCCAAUAGCCAGUCUUCUCCAAUCAAGACUGAGGUUGAAAAUACAGAGGUGGCAACCCAAAAUAACAAUAAGCAGAAGGGGUCAGGAGAGCAGUUUUGCUGCACAUCUGUGACAAAUGAGCAAGAGCAGCAGAUGCAGCUCCGAAAGCUUCCUCGCCACCACCCUCUGAUCAGAGAGGUCACCAGUGAUGAGGACACAUGUGUGGAGGCAGAGUUUGAAUUGGAAGAGAAGGAGGAGUGGGCCAAGCCCCUUACCCAAUUGUGGCAGUGUCGGCCCUUCAACCCCCAGGCAGAGAUGGAAUACAACCGACACAUGGGCCAGCAGGCCCCCUACUGCUCCAUCUGCCUGGUCUUCCACACAUACCACCAGUCGGAGUCAAGCAGUGGCAGCUCCAGCGGGACCCUGGUGAGCUUUCGUCAGGGCAGACAGUGGUCCAAACCGCUCAUCCCUGAGGUGUGUUUCAAUACCCACACCAACAAGACUAGUGAGAGUGGGGAGGGACAGCUAUCCAAUCCACGACAAGCAGAGGACGGAACCAGCCGACUGGUCAGCUGCUCCCAGUGCUGCGUCCGUGUGCACACUAGCUGCUAUGGUGUGUCUGGAGAUGAGACGGAGCUAGAAAACUGGCUGUGUGCCCGUUGCAAGGCUGACGCCACCAGUGAGGACUGCUGUCUGUGUUCUCUGAGAGGUGGCGCUCUGCACAGAGCCAACAAUGACAAGUGGGUACAUGUGUUAUGUGCCAUCACUGUGCUGGAGGCUCGCUUUGUCAACAUCACCAACCGUAGUCCCAUCGAUCUCAGUGCAAUCCCACUGCAGCGUUUCAAACUGAAGUGCUUGUACUGCAGGAAGAGGAUGAAGAAGGAAGUGACGGGUUGCUGUGUCCAGUGCUCCCACGGUCGUUGCUCCACAGCCUUCCACCCUACCUGUGCCCAGGCAGCAGGCAUUCUCAUGUACCCAGACGAUUGGCCAUUCAUUGUUUACAUCACCUGCCACAGGCAUAGAGCACCUGUCAUACCUGAGCGGAGCAAGGCCUCCAUGCGGGAGCUGGCAGUGGGCCAGAAGGUGAUCUGUAAAUAUAAAAAUGGCCGCUACUACCACAGCGAGGUGACGGAGCUGACCAAUGCCACAUUCUACGAGGUGGUGUUCGACGAUGGUUCCUACAGUGACAACCUCUUUCCUGAGGACAUUGAGAACCGAGACUGUGUUCGACUCGGCCCACCUGCUGCGGACGAGGUUGUUCAGGUGCGCUGGACAGAUGGAUUGAUAUACGGGGCCAAGUUUGUAGCAUCACACUCUAUUCCAAUGUACCAGGUUGAGUUUGAGGACGGCUCACAAAUCACUGUCAAAAGAGAAGAUAUCUACAGUCUAGACGAGGACUUGCCGAAACGAGUCAAGUCGCGAAUGUCAGUGGCGUCGGAUAUGCGCUUCGAGAUCUUCACCCAGGAGGAGGUGAAGCAGAGCUCUAAAAGGCAGCGAGUCAUCAACUCUCGAUACAGAGAGGACUACAUCGAGCCUGUCCUUUACCGAGCCAUCAUGGAGUAAAAUACUCUUUUUGCCUCCUCUUCCACCUCUGUCCCUCCUUAAAAACUUGCCACACACCCAGAGAGCUAUGUCUCCAGAACCUCAUACCCUGUUAGGAUUCCUCCUGGUUACAGCUAAUAGAGAACCCCCCACCACCACCACCACACAUACACCCCCCUCCCCCAUCUCUCUCUCUCUACUUGGCUGGCUUCCAUAGGUUAUAAGGUUAUAUAUUUAUAAACUACGGCUGGGACAUAGGUCUUCUAUAUGUGUUGAGCAAUCACACUAGACACCCCCCACUUCUCUGUACAUGACAUCUCCCAUGUAUAACGUUUUAUUUAUUCUUUUUUCUUUUUUUUUUCUGUUGGAAGGCACCACUAAUGAAUAAGGUGGAAAAGGUUGGACUGUGUAAAUAGGCCAAGAGUGUUUUGUUUUUGUUUGUUUUUUUGCUCUUGAAAUUGACACUUUCAAAAACCAUACACACCCAGAAAAUCUUAAAAAUUGUCAGCUGACCUGGCUUCCUGAUAAUGACAUCUAUUCCAUUGCUGUUUUCUUUUGGGUAUUGAACUGAUCCAAAUUAACUUCAAACUGUUCAGCAGAAUCAGUGUACCAUUGCUAUCUUGCAGUGUGGGGAAUAUUUUUUUCUAAUCUAUAUUACCAGUGGGAGAUUUAAUAGGAGGGGCUGGGUGGGGGCUUAUGAAUCCUUUGAUAACAAUUUUCACUGGUAAGCAUUUUCGACUACAGUGGCAGUAAGUAUGAAGGUAGUUGUAAUAAUAGGUAUAAUAAAAGGCACCAUCCAUAAAAAUGAUAAUUGACACUAGAUGUGAGCUGUACGUAACUGUUCCAACUUAAAUACAAAUUCGACAUAAGAACAGACUCAAAAACGGAACUCGUUACUAACCUGGGGACUACCUGUGUUUUGGCUUAUUGCUACCACUUCUCAGUUCACCUCCAUCAAAUUUGCAGUUGUGAUAAUGUGCAUCUACUGUGAAGAUAGGAGAUUCCUUAACUGUCUCGAGGCCCAAGCCUUAAGUACCACUGGGCCAAGCUUGACUCUGCUGAUUUAAUCUAUCCAAAAGUUCACUGUUAUUAUUGUUGUUAUUACAUGUAAUUUAAGACAGUUUUAUUGAGGUUCAGGGCAAAGCUAAUUUCAUCAUUGCUUUGCUGUACUUUACAAUCUCUGGUAAACCUCAGAUGUAUUUAUAGUUGUUUUAUUGGUGGGUUUUAGCUGGUCUGUUCGCACAUCAGCUCGCUUUUGAAUUUUGUUUUAAGCCACUAUGUUCGCGUUUAACAGUGUAAAUCUCAAGUUGGGUUUAGUCUCUCUUUCGGUAAAAGCACUUAUUAAUAACUCCCAUCCCUUCGUAACCCAGGGCAUGUCUGCUGUUGUCUAGACCAGUAGCUUCCUCUAGGUUCUAGUAUUUCAAUGAGUGCAUACAAGUAAGAGAGUUUUUUUUUUCAUUUCAUAUCAUGGCCGGCACUAGCUGGAAAAUUUAUUUCAAAUGUGUCAAAAUUAAAUCUUACCCUUGAUCAGGGAGGAGAGUAAAAGGGGAAGUUCCUUUUCAGACUUUUGAAUCAUGUUCUUAAUAUUUGGUUAGUGAUUUUAAUUUCAAAAGGGAAAAAAAUCUCAAUGGAUCUCAGGGGGACAUAGAGCGCAAGCACCCCUCUAGCCAUGCCCAUUGUAAUGCGACAUUUUCAUGGCAACUUUUGUCGGUGCUUGGUUCUAGGCAGCGUUAACUCUAUACACACUUUGUAAAUAACUGUUUGAAUAAAGAUUGA